Linum tenue is the source of this 746-nucleotide messenger RNA. The record is from the annotation of a GenBank genome assembly. Lineage: Eukaryota; Viridiplantae; Streptophyta; Magnoliopsida; Malpighiales; Linaceae.
UGCUCGUCAGCAAGAACCGCGCCCCAACCCUCUUCGCCAGACCAAGCAUGUUCAACGUUCCCGCCACGUUUGAUAUGAUGGUCUUAACAGGAUUGAACUUGUAAUGAACAGGGGAGGCAGGGCAAGCCAGGUGGUAGAUCUGAUCCACCUCCAGCAAAAUCGGUUCGACCACAUCGUGCCGAAUCAGCUCGAACCGGUGGUUCCCGAAAUGAUGCAUCAGGUUCUCCUUCCUGCCCGUGAAGAAAUUGUCGAUCACAAUCACACUGUCCCCUCUCCCAAUCAGCCGGUCGACGAGAUGGCUCCCGACGAAACCCGCCCCGCCGGUGACCAGGAUCCGGUUCCCUUUCCUCUUCAGCCCUUGCGGCACUUUCCCCGUAGCACCCGGCAUCUCCUCGAUCAGGACCCGCCGGGUAAUCGGGUCGGGCACCGCGACCCGGCCCGGAUCCGAGGCCUGGAGAAUCGUGGUCGUGGUGGUGGUGGUGGAGAGGGGGAAUGAGUGGAAGAAGAGGGCGGCGAGGGCGAAUCCGGCGAGGAAGCAGGGGAGGCGGUGCUCGCCGAGGAGGUACCGGACGGCGGGGAUCGAGCGGCGGCGCGGCGGAGGUGUCAUGUUUUUUUUUUGGGGAAAUGGAAAUUAGGGAAGGAGGAGGGGAGAUUGAAACAGAAAGGAGGAGUGAAGGAUUUUGGAGGUGCUUUAAUGGUGGUGGUGAAGAGGAAGAGGAAGAGGGGGAAAAAUGCAUGGGGGAAAU